AUGUGCUUGGUUUUUAGCCUAAUCAUUAUGUCCUAUGAUGUCGGCAAGAAAGAACUCAGAGAGAGCAGCUGCCAUGUGGGACAGCUGCCAGGGUUCUUCCCAAAGGAUGUGAGAAGAAUCAGGGAUGUGUUCAUGCAAAGCAGGGAAUCAGAAACCAAAAGGUCUACAUUCAUUCAAAAUCAGACUGUGCUGCAGUGCCUUGGUUCUGGGAGCAAAGUCAAAGUCAACCUUGUGUAUUCAGAGAAAAGGUCAAAGGUCAAGCAGACGCUGAGAGUCCUUGCUGCUCCCCGCAGAAACAGCACUACCUCCCCAAACUGUCACUUAACCCCCACAUCCAAGUUUCAGACUGGAUCCCUUCUAACAGGCAAAGUUUAUAUGCCUGUUGGCUCUCCGUCUCUGCUGAUCUUUGCCAACACUGUCUUCCUGAUUAAACUGAAGGCAGGGACUAUUCCUUCCUCUGUUGGACAAGAUGCUCCCAACUCAUCAAGCCCAAAGAAAGCUGCAGGGAUCACUACCAUCCACGAGACAUACUUCUGA
Zalophus californianus (California sea lion) is the source of this 537-nucleotide messenger RNA. RefSeq names its product chromosome 16 C17orf78 homolog (gene C16H17orf78). The record is from RefSeq and is a predicted model, not a curated record. NCBI's taxonomy places the organism in Eukaryota, Metazoa, Chordata, Mammalia, Carnivora, Otariidae.